GGUCCUUGAACAGCAAUGGCGGAAGCAACAAAGCUAAGUGGGAAUGACGCUCCUCCCAAAGAACCUACUGAAAUGUCCAGUUACAGGGACUGCGUGGAUGUGAUGCUGAGGCUCCUUUCAGACUUUGGAAAACAGAUGAAGCUCCAAUUAGGAGAUACUGCUUUGAGAAUAGAAGUCAACCAUGGCGCUGUGAAUCUAUCAUCACCUUCAGAAGCUCUUCUUCACGGCUAUUUGCAGGAGCAUAUUGCUAAAUUACAGGCUGUUUCAGAAAGCCUGAGGUCGCUCAUGGAGUCUGAGGAUGUUGCUUCUGUGAAAGAAAGCACGUCGGACAAAUCUGUCGCGUCACCCUCGCCCAAGGAGCAGACAGCUGCGUCGUCAGAGCUCCAGUGGCCCGGUUCCGAGGCUGCGGAGAGCAAGACUGAUGACGUCAUGGUCCAGAUCCGAGCCGGAAAGUCAGAGAUUGAGCGGAGAAUAUCUGCAUUUAUGGAACGCAAGCAGAUGGAGAUCAAUGAAAACAAUGUGCGCGAGUUUUGCAACGUGAUCGACUGCAAUCAGGAAAACAGCUGUGCGAGGACAGAUGCAGUCUUUACGCCAUACCCGGGUUUUAAAAGCCACGUAAAAGUCACACGAGUAGUAAACACUUACGGGCCCCAGACUCGUAGCACCGGGGGAGAUGCUGGGGAGCCUCAGAAGGGGCCAACAACCCGAGACUGUGGAAAUGCAGCCAUAGAGGAGCGGCUUCAAAACAUCGAGGCUCAUCUCAAACUCCCAUCAGUGGGGCCAGUCCCUUUGAAUGUUUACCAGAGGCUGAAGAAGAUGGAAGAUCGCAUCCUAGAGUUAGAAGGACUCUCUCCCGAGUACUUUCAGUCCACUAGUCACCUCCACAAGCGGCCUAAGACGUCCACCGCUCAGGCCUGCACUCUCACAGAGCUGGAUGAGAAGAUUAGCGCGGUGAAAGCGGCGCUCCUCAAGAGGGUUUCUGAGUUUGGGCCGGGAUACGGGACCGAUUGUCCACUCUGAUGCACGUCUAAGCACAAUAAAACCAGUCAAGAAUUCAACAUAAGCAUUGUGUGCCUUUUUGUCAAUGCUCGCCAAGUCAUCAGACACGGCAAUAACUUUUAAACACACGCUGAUCCGAAUACAGUUUGUCCUGUUUAUUCUUACGACCUGUUUAUUGCUCUAUUCUUUUACCCACCAUUAGAUCCAAAUCACAAAUAUGCAAAUGUAUAGAUUUAGAUUCACUUGCAAUACAUUACAAUCAAAUAGUUUGAUGCUAAUUUGAAUACAUGCUGCUUUAUUUAAUUAUAAUAAUAAUACAACUACAGAAGUUAAGCACAUAAUUGGAAAAUGUUAUCUUUCUAAGGAGGCCCAGGUGAUGGUAGAGUCAUUGACUUUGCAGCAAUCCCUCAUUUUACAGGUGAAGAAUUGCUGACAUUUGUGUUGAAGUGAAGUUUUUGCUGGCCCUACACUAGAUCCACAUACUUUAUGUACUUAGUUAUGUGCUACCAUAUAUGGUGGUGAUGGCUUGUGUUGGGGAUUUUUGUAUUUCUUUUUUCUUAUUCAGGAAGAACAAAGAUAUGAGCUACGAAUUAGGAAUACACCGAUUUUCAGUUUUGUUGGCUGAUCAUCGAUCUUCUAAUUUGGCUGUUUUUUUUUUGUUUUUGUCUCUAAACUUGCUCCAAAUAUAGCGACAAAGUCACUAAACUGCGUGACUUGUUAAACCGCACGUGCUGAACAUAAAUGGACAGCGACUGAUUUUCAGACCUUUGCAGAAGUGGAUAAAAUUGGUUUUUCAUUCAUGUGUCGCCCGAUCAUCCAAAAUUAAGAAACCUAUCGGUACACCUAUACUAUGAAUACAGUUGUCAACUUGAAAGAUUUUUUAUCAUUUAAGUUUUAUUUUUCAUGAUUAUGAAUUACUGCAUUCUGUCAAAUGCUAGAAUGCACCACUUAAAAAAAAAAAUACAAGAGCACUUUUAGUUGGAGUUUAACAUAAAGCCAGAUAAACUUCUGGUGUAUUGAUCAGGUAUCACCUCCUUUUGGUGUCUAUGAAAUUAAUUAAAGCUGUACUAGAAGGGCUACAAUUGAUCAAACCCAAAAGCAGCAAUCAUUUCAUAGGAGGGGGCCACUAGAAUAUUGCCCUUCUCUUAUUUUGUGAAGUUUCACAUUUGCCUAGAAUCAGUGUCACUACUGUCAUCAUGAGGCGAUAGCUGGUUGUCCUUUGCAUUGGUAUGUUCUACCAGAGGACGUGGUGUUAUUCUCAGCUCUGUUUCAAGAAAUGAGAAGAGUUUCAAGAAGACAGGGACGUAACUUUAGGAUAGUUGCCUCCUAAAGUCACCAGUGUGAAUGGUUCUGACCAAACAAUCAGAAAAGGCCCUGAGAGAUCCAUUGGCGGGAAUACUACUGCACCAUGUGGAGUUCCUGCAAUUAAAUGUUGGAGAAAUGGUUUGGUCUAGCUGUAGCACUGAUUUUUUGUGGAAUUAUCCACCUCCUCUGUAGCUGGAAAGUUUUCUUUUCUAUCAAACAUUGUGGCGUCUUUGACCUCCAAACACAUGACACAGUCUGUAUCAGUAUAUUCACUUAUUUUGUUAUUGAGCUCUGAUGCAUCAUCAAAGGAUUUCCCUAAUUUUUCUUUUUCUGUAAUUGUUCUCUAAAUAGAUGUUUUUGCUUUUCUUUGUGAGAUAAUUGGUAUGUCUAAUUUAAUCAUAAUUUAGGAGUGAACGAUGUAAUUUGAUAACAGUUUGCUUUCAUAUUUUAGUCAGGUUACCGCUAAGCAAUCUAGAAAUAAAAGUAAAGUGUAUUAUUAUUAUUAUUAUUAUUAAUAUUAUUAUCAUGAUAGAUGCAAAACCUCAAUGUAAUUUAUUUUGAAAGCUUCAGGUCUUGUUUUGAAUUUAAGUGUCCGUCCCUUCAAAUUAAGUUAUUUUGUUGGUUUAAAUAGAAACUGUAUCAAACCAAAUUAUAAUGCACCCUUAAAUAAUUCUGAAAAUGUUUUUUUUAAAUCAGAGGCUUGGUAAUUUAAUCUUCGGCAAUGAUGGGAAGGUGUGUGGGCGUGUGCGUGAGUGUGUGUGUGUGUGUGUAAUCGAGACGAACCUCUGUGAGAGAGCACCUGAUUUAUCUUCCCGACCGCUGUGUGACGAUGAUCACCCCUAAUGGUUGUCAUUAUAACAAAUGACCUGAUUACUGCAACUCUGUUUGGAAAACAUACUGGAGACCCAACAAACCAGCAUUAAAUGGGACGCCGCUGCGUUUGACACUGUGACAUGUACAUAAAAGGCUUGUGCGCACGGAUUUUUCGCUGAAGGAAUAAUUAUGCGUUUCCCCUUUAUGAGAAAACCUGAAGAGCUGCUGCGUUUUGGGAAAACUUGUCUUUGAUUUGACAGUUUCAUAUUUAUUUCUUGCGUUGGAGACAUGUCUGUCUUUUAAAACUUCGUAACCCUCAUUAAAGCUCACUUUCAAUUUUCAAAUUAGACAUUAGUUUUACAUUUAAAAUUACAAUACCUAAAAGAAAAAACAGCGAAUGAUGUAACGGCAAAAGGAUGGAGCUUUGUUGUAUUAUUUUAUUUUUGCAUUACCAACUAAGAUAUUUACUUUGCUAAAGAGCCAUUUGUGAAUCCUAAGAAAUUGAAGACAUUCAAAGGAAGUUCAACAUGAUCCAUUGUACUGCUUCAAUAAGGGGUUUGUGUGGAAGUGCUAAUGGUGCAUACGUAACACCCACUACAAUUAUUCUAAACACUGUGCACAAAAGCCUGAAAAAGGUAGUUGUUUGGCUACGUGACCCCAAGAAACCACUCUUUUCUAAAGUUGUGAGCUUUGGAGAUUGUUUUCUUCUCCCUUGAUCUGCUGCCAUGCUGCUUCUGUUCUCUUGUCGUUUAUAAUGGCUUACCAAAAAAACAUACUGUAUGUUACAAAUGAAACACAUUGACCAAAACCUCAAAUCUCAUCCCGUCAUGUUCAGGUGUUGGUUAUGAUACAGCACUUUUUGUAUAGUGCAUGCAUACUGGGAUGAAGGAUGUGGAAUAUUUUGUGUUCAACUGCAUCCGGAUGAGUUGAACUACCUUUGCUGUGAUGUCACUGUCUCAUUUGAUUUGUUUUCCAUAUCUUAGUCGCAGCAAUCUAGGGAUGAAGGUUCAACUCUAGCCGUGGGCCCCCUAGUGGGCAAAUAGUCAUUUGCUUGAACAGAAUAAUCAGAGGCGUAGUUUUUCAGCAGCUUGAUAGCAUAGCAAGUAAUGAAACAUUUUUUUGCAUAUUUGAAGUUUGAAUCGCCUGAGAGCUAUUCCCAAAACAUACACUGAAAUUUUGUAAUUUUGUUAUUAUUUUUUUUUAUUGUGACAUAAUAUAAUUGCUGUAAAUGCAAAAAAUGUUUGUGGUCUUAAAAACUGUAACAAGAUCUGCAUGCACUUUAUUCCAAUCAACAGAGCAGCCAUUUAGCAGGUUAGAGACGUUUAUUGCAAUUGUUUGAUCUUUUAAGUAUAUUAGGAAUGAGCUUAAAGGUUUGAUCUUCAUACAGUUUUGUAGAUACCAAGUGGUUCAGUGGUGCAGUAAAUGCACCAAGUAAAAUAUCCCUUGUGUCUGAACUGGAUCUUUUCAUGACUGUUCUGAUCGCAUUUCACUUUUAUCCUUUGGUUUUUGUGUUAAUCACUCCUUUUUGAACUGGAAGAAUUUCUCUUUAUAACGUAUGAAAGUGCACAUUGGAAAAAGUAACAAGUUCAUGAAAGUAUAAAAAGUACAUUAUCUCAAGUACAUUAACUCUCUGCAACCCAGAGUGAUUUUCAAUGAAUAGACAUAGCAAAGGCAGUUGUUUUCUGUCUAAACAGCAUAAGAUUGUUGUUGAUAAACCAGUGGUGAAAAAGACAUCUGCAUAGGACAUAUAUUGAUGUCUCAGUGCUAACAAAUUGCUAACCAAGCCUACCUUUCAUAGUCUUUUGACCAAAUUUGGGGGAAAAAAGUACUUUUCGUUGUAUUUUUGGGUCAUGUUUGUGGGAGGCAAGUUUCUCAGAAAAGAAAGAAAAACCUCAUACUCUGAGCUUCUUUAAAAAAAAUGCAAGUGAUUAACUGCAAAAUAAAGACAUUUGGAAUAUAUCAGUUUAUAAGCCUGGCUCUGGUCAAUAUCUUUGAUUAAAGCAACUCCUGGGAAGUUUGUGUUUUGCUAAAACUUGUGAAAGUCUUUCUAGUGACUGAACGAUGCUGAAGGUGUGACAAACUGACAUGUACAGAGAAGUCCACCCUUCUCGCGUCUUCAGAAAUUACUGUAACUCCCCUUCCUCCUCUUUGUUUUCGCUCUUUUUACAUCAUGUCACAAUUUAUUUCAGACUUGAUUGAUGGAGUGACCUGAAUAAGCCAGAGGAUCUUGCAUUGUGAUUUUUUUGGGAAGAGAGUGGGGGGAACUUUGAGGGGGAAGAUAUUUCAUUCUUGAAGCGGAAAUGAGGAAGUUUCUUUUCACCCCGUCUUUCAGGUGUACCCCGCUUGUUGACGGCUCUGUCCGUCUCUUGCUCAUACAACUGGAACCCUUGGCGCAAUGAGGGGGCCACAAUGUGCAGAGAAGGGGAGGUGGGAGGGCACUUGAGCUCUGUCGAUAUGAAUGUGGGGAGAGGGUUGGGUAUUCUCAUUGUUCCCUGGAAGCUUUUGUCUCAGACACAGCCCCCUUAUGAGGGUUAAUGAGGACAAAUUGGUCUGAGUGUAACAAAUGGAUUAUGGAGCGGGACAAAAGCUUGUAUUUGGUGUGCUGCUUUUGUUGGGAUCCACCCAUCAUCUGCCUACUGAGCCAAACGUGCCGAGAAGAGCCUACAAGGACAUGGAUUGCUAAAUAUCUUAUGAUUAUCUGGUCCUAGUGUGAAGAUACACCUUGCAGGAUACUUUUUUUUUAGUUAGAUUUCAUUAAAAUGUAAUAUACACAGCAAUGUGAUAAGUUUUCCUCCCGAUGUUGCUGAUUUCUUAAAGUUAAUAUGUCGACAUUAGUUUCAGUGGUUAGUGCUCCAGGGUUGGAUGGGCAUAGCGUAUCCUUUUAAAAUCACAAUGAACCACUCACUUCCUAUUGACUCUGUAAUUCCUGCCUGUCAAUCAGUCCCCUCUUCUGCUCCGUGUCUUGAAAUGUACUUGGGAAGCUCGGUAAAAAAGACACAGAGGUGUUCCUUGUCUUCUGUGCGUCCAGUUGUAUUUUUUUAUUUUAUUUUAUUUUUUUGUGGGGUCGAAGGAGAGGAUUCAUAUCCAUUCAUAUCUCGCAAACUCUUAAUGGGCUCCAAGCCCUCCAAAAAGAAAGCUCUUUCCUGUGACUAGUCAGCUCCAGUCUUUAUUCAUCUGUGGCUCCGUGUCAAAAAAGACUGUUGCUCGUUUGUCGCUCGAACAAUGAGGAACAAGGCUGAAUCUCUGGCUGGGAACAAAAGAUGGAAAACAGGCUUUUCACUCUGCAGAACAUUAGAUUCUGACACAUUUUGCCAUGGCAGUUUUUUUUUUUCCCUCCCCAUCCUGAGUGCUCUGGCUCCGGUCUUAUAAAGAGACCACCUGUUGGCAACAAGCCCGUUCUUCAUUACUGACAGGCCUAUUAUCGCAGGAUGAGGAGCACCACAGGCUAACUUUUUUAAGUUAACCCUGCUGCAGUUUCUAAACCUCGCCAAUUGGGAAGCACAGAUUACGUGAUAGCACUGGAAAACCUAUUUCUGCUCAUAAUUUUGUAUGUUGCGCAUGAGUAAGGGCUGUGAGGGAAGUACUUCAUUCAUGUCCUUGUUAGGCGCAAAUGUUACAAACCGUUCGGCUCGGCUGUGGACAGAUUAAAUCAACUACAGGGAGGGAUUCUGAACCAUUUUCAGGAAUUUUGUGAGUUUUUUUUUUUCGAAAACAUCAAAAUUUGUCUUUAGUGUUCAGUAUACAAAAUAAUUAAUAUGCCUUGCACUUUUUUAUCACUUUAUUACAUUACAACUACAGACUUGAGUAUGUUUUGUGUGGAUUUUACCAUAUGUGAUAGACCAACAGAAAGCAGUGCCUAAGAGUGAAGUGGAAAUAUUAUGUUUUUUUGCUUUUGUUUUUUUACAAAUAAAGAGCUGAAAAGUGCGGCGUGCAAUAGUAUUCAGCCACUUUUGCGUCCAUAUUGGUUAACAUAGCUUUUGCUCCAAUUAUAGCAGCAAGUUUUUUCUGUGAUAUGACUCUGAGUUUGCUGAACAUUGACUUUUAAUCGCCACUGAUUCUUAAUUGAAUUGUGAUAAAUUAAUCUGCAUUGAUUAAAAACAUACAGCUCUGGCUUCCACCACUUA
This is a messenger RNA of Xiphophorus hellerii (green swordtail), 7241 nucleotides long. It is a transcript of the gene mbip, whose product is annotated as MAP3K12 binding inhibitory protein 1. The record is from RefSeq and is a predicted model, not a curated record. Lineage: Eukaryota; Metazoa; Chordata; Actinopteri; Cyprinodontiformes; Poeciliidae. The coding region runs from base 16 to 1020 and encodes 334 amino acids. The transcript is spliced from 9 exons.